This is a messenger RNA of Melanotaenia boesemani (Boeseman's rainbowfish), 6955 nucleotides long. RefSeq names its product disco-interacting protein 2 homolog A (gene dip2a). Bases 379 to 5217 code for a protein of 1612 amino acids. Gene Ontology annotation, cellular component: cell surface. The record is from RefSeq and is a predicted model, not a curated record. Lineage: Eukaryota; Metazoa; Chordata; Actinopteri; Atheriniformes; Melanotaeniidae. The transcript has 40 exons.
CGACAGUGCCGUGGGAAGCGAGCGAGGAGUUGAAUGAGUUCCCUCCACAGUUGAAGUAAAGCAGCCGCCGACAGUCAGGACACCGUCCGCACCGAGGAACAGACGACAGGCGCUGGCAGGACCCUGCCCUAACACCCUACAUGGAAACACACAGUCAGGUGUGUCUACUAGCCUCACAGCUAGCCAUGUCAUGACGUUUGGAGAGAUUUCUCACACAUCUGUGCGACGUAGCAGCGAGACAGGAGAAGCACCAACACCCUGUUUGCUCUGAGCCGAAACCAAGUGAACAGGAGGGGUUGUCGUUGCUUUAAAUUUCUCGCGUCUGCUUGCUCGUCCUCCUCACCCAGUGGACUCAUUCGUCCUUCGUGCUGGACCACCAUGGCUGAGAGAACCUCAACCGGGUUGCUAACGAUGAUGUUGGAGCCCACACCGGCUGUCGCUAUGACCCUGCCGGCGGAGGUCCGGGAGAAGCUGGCGGAGCUGGAGCUUGAGCUGUCUGAAGGAGACAUCACUCAGAAGGGCUAUGAGAAGAAAAGAAGCAAGCUUUUGGCGCCUUACAUCCCACAGAUACAAGGUGUAGAUCCAUCCCUGCAAAUUGACAACAGAAUCCAGGCUUCCCCCCAAGCUGUUCUUCCAGGUUCCAAACUUAACAAGUCCCGGGCUGCCAACACCCGGGAUGAGCGCUUCAGAUCUGCAGAUCUACACACAGAGGCCGUUCAAGCAGCUUUGGCAAAGUACAAAGAGAGGAAGAUGCCCAUGCCCUCCAAGAGGCGAUCUGUGCUAGUUCAAUCUUCAGUCGAGGCAUGCACCCCACCAGACACCUCCUCAGCGUCAGAAGACGAGGGCUCGCUGCGCCGACAGGGACGUCUGACCACCUCCACGCCUUACCAGGGCCACGGCCACCCAGCCGUUGAGCACUGGUUUAACCGUGUCAUCCAGGGCUCGUCCACCUCAUCGUCUGCAUCAUCCACCUCAUCCCACCCGGGAGGGAGAUCCAUCACCAACACCACCGCCCACGCAGCCCUCAACGCCAACGCCGCAGCGACCGCACUGGCAGACCUUAUGGCGCACACCCAGCUAGAUAACCAUUCAGCACCCCCUGACGUGACGGGGCUGUCGGAGCGCUCCUCGCUUCAUGCGGAGCGGUCUCAGGUGGCCUCAGUACGAGGCGUGUCCCGCAGCUACAACCACCACACCAGCGUCAUGGAGACCGCAGAUGGCUGUGAGUGGGGAGGUGAAGGACCCCUCUCUUUAAUUGAUGGUGUUCCAGUCAACAGUCGCGUCUCCAACAAAAUCCAGCAGCUGCUUAAUACACUGAAGAGACCAAAGCGCCCACCAUUGCGCGAGUUCUUUGUUGAUGACUUUGAGGAGCUUUUGGAUGUCCAGCAGCCAGAUCCCAACCAGCCAAAGCCAGAAGGCCAGCAGAUGAGUCCCCUGGAAGGAGAGCCCCUCGGGGUGGUCACCAACUGGCCUCCCUCUUUGCCAGCAGCCUUACAAAGAUGGGGCACCACUCAUCCCAAGAGCCCCUGUCUGACAGCACUUGACAAUGCUGGCAAGUCCGUCUACACACUCACCUAUGGUAAACUAUGGACCCGCAGUCAGAAGCUGGCCUACACGCUUCUCAACAAGCUGAGCACCAGAAAUGAGCCUUUGCUUGUACCUGGAGACAGAGUUGCACUUGUUUUUCCAAACAAUGACCCAGUGAUGUUCAUGGUGGCCUUCUACGGCUGUCUCCUGGCAGAGCUGGUACCUGUGCCUAUUGAGGUGCCGCUGACUAGAAAGGAUGCAGGAAGUCAACAGAUUGGCUUUCUGUUGGGCAGCUGUGGGGUCACAUUGGCACUAACCACUGACGCUUGUCAGAAAGGCCUGCCCAAAGCACAAACAGGGGAGGUAGUCACUUUCAAAGGCUGGCCACGGUUACUGUGGUUUGUGACAGAUGGAAAACAUGUUGUGAAGCCUCCAAAAGACUGGCACCCUCCAAUACGGGAAGCCAGUAAUGAAAUAGCCUACAUAGAGUAUAAAACCAGCAAAGAAGGAAGCACCAUGGGAAUCACAGUGUCACAUUCAGUCAUGUUGGCUCACUGUCAUGCCCUCACACAGGCCUGCUGCUACACUGAAGCUGAGACCAUAACGAAUGUCCUGGACUUCAAGCGAGAGGCAGGAUUAUGGCAUGGAGUCCUCACUAGUGUCAUGAAUCGGAUGCAUGUGAUCAGCAUUCCCUACUCCCUGAUGAAAGUCAACCCCCUGUCUUGGAUACAGAAGGUUCACACAUACAAAGCACGGGUAGCAGUGGUGAAGUCGAGGGACAUGCACUGGUCUCUUCUGGCUCAGAGAGACCAGAGAGACAUCAGCCUGAGCUCGCUGCGCAUGUUGAUUGUAGCUGACGGAGCUAACCCAUGGUCGAUAUCCUCCUGCGAUGCCUUCCUCAAUGUUUUUCAGGCACGUGGGCUGCGACCUGAGGUGAUCUGUCCAUGUGCCAGCUCUUCAGAAGCAAUGACUGUCGCCAUCCGCAGACCUCCAGAAAUGGGUGUUCCUCCUCCAGGGAAGGCGGUGCUGUCCAUGGGUGGGCUGAGUCACAGUGUGAUCCGCGUGGACACGGAGGAGAAACUCUCUGUCCUCACAGUGCAGGACGUGGGACAGGUCAUGCCUGGAGCUCUGAUUUGUGUCGUGCGAGUGGAGGGGACACCUUAUCUCUGUCAGACAGACGAGGUUGGAGAGAUCUGUGUGAGUUCAGGUAGCACUGGUUUAGCUUACUACGGUCUCCCUGGCAUGACCAAGAACAUCUUUGAGACGAUCCCAAUCACAUUAUCUGGGGUUCCCAUCAGCGACAGACCUUUCACCAGAACCUCACUACUCGGCUUUGUGGGACCUGACAGUCUUGUGUUUGUUGUUGGGAAGAUGGAUGGACUGAUGGUGGUCAGUGGCCGGAGACAUAACGCUGAUGAUGUGGUUGCCACGGCGCUGGCUGUGGAGCCCAUGAAGUUUGUGUACAGGGGCAGGAUAGCAGUGUUUUCUGUGUCUGUGCUGCAUGAUGAGAGGAUCGUUGUGGUGGCAGAGCAGAGGCCAGACGCCUCAGAGGAGGACAGCUUCCAGUGGAUGAGCCGUGUCUUGCAGGCCAUAGACAGCAUCCACCAGGUUGGAGUAUACUGUCUGGCUCUGGUGCCUGCCAACACACUUCCUAAGGCUCCACUGGGUGGUAUCCACAUUUCUGAGACCAAACAGCGCUUCCUAGAAGGUGCUUUGCACCCCUGCAACGUCCUCAUGUGCCCUCACACAUGUGUCACGAACCUUCCCAAACCAAGACAAAAACAGCCAGAGGUGGGUCCUGCUUCUAUGAUAGUGGGAAACUUAGUAGCUGGGAAGAGGAUUGCACAAGCCUGUGGCAGAGACGUGGGACAACUCGAGGACAAUGACCAGGCACGUAAGUUCCUCUACAUACAGGAUGUGUUACAGUGGAGAGCUCAGGCCACUCCAGACCAUCCUCUGUUCCUUGUUCUCAAUGCAAAGGGUACAGUGGCAAGCACAGCUUCCUGUCUGCAGCUGCACAAAAAAGCAGAGCGGGUGGCAGCAGCACUGAUGGGACGCCUCAACACUGGAGACCAUGUAGCACUCGUCUACCCGCCUGGAGUUGAUCUGAUUGCCACCUUCUAUGGCUGCCUGUAUGCUGGCUGUGUGCCGGUCACUGUCAGACCCCCGCACCCACAGAACCUGGCCACCACCCUGCCCACCGUCAAAAUGAUCGUUGAGGUCAGUAAGUCAGUGUGUAUCCUGACAACCCAAGCAAUAAUGAAGCUGCUGAAAUCCAAAGAGGCUGCUGCUGCUGUAGACAUCAAGAGCUGGCCCACAGUGAUGGACACAGAUGACCUCCCCAGGAAGAAAAUCUCUCAGAUGUACAAGCCCCCGACCCCAGAGAUGUUAGCUUACCUGGACUUUAGUGUGUCCACCACAGGCAUCCUAGCAGGAGUCAAAAUGUCUCAUGCUGCCACCAGUGCCUUGUGUCGUUCUAUUAAACUGCAGUGUGAGCUCUACCCCUCCCGGCAGAUCGCCAUCUGUCUGGACCCAUACUGCGGCCUGGGCUUUGCUCUCUGGUGUCUGUGCAGUGUAUAUUCAGGCCAUCAGUCAAUCCUUGUUCCUCCUUUGGAGUUGGAGAGUAAUGCGUCUCUCUGGCUAGCUGCAGUCAGUCAGUAUAAAGUGCGUGUCACCUUCUGCUCGUAUUCAGUGAUGGAGAUGUGCACCAAAGGCUUGGGUUCUCAAACAGAAGCGCUGCGGUUAAGAAAUGUGAACCUGUCUUGUGUACGUACAUGCAUGGUGGUGGCAGAGGAAAGACCUCGCAUAACCCUCACUCAGUCCUUCUCAAAGAUCUUCAAAGACUUGGGACUUUCACCGCGAGCCGUCAGCACCACAUUCGGCUGCAGGGUCAAUGUAGCAAUAUGUUUGCAGCCCAACAGGUUAGGGAAACUGGCUGAGCAGGGCACAGCUGGACCAGACCCCACCACUGUUUAUGUGGACAUGAGAGCUCUACGGCAUGAUCGGGUCCGCCUUGUUGAGAGGGGGUCACCACACAGCCUGCCACUGAUGGAGUCUGGGAAGAUCCUUCCUGGGGUAAAAGUGAUCAUUGCCAACACAGAAACAAAAGGACCCUUGGGAGACUCCCAUCUAGGAGAAAUAUGGGUGAGCAGUCCUCACAAUGCCACCGGCUACUACACUGUUUAUGGUGAGGAGGGGCUGCACGCUGACCACUUCAAUACCAAGCUGAGUUUCGGGGACACUCAGACCGUCUGGGCAAGGACCGGCUACCUGGGCUUCCUGCGGCGCACUGAGUUGACCGAUGCCAGUGGAGAGCGUCAUGAUGCCCUCUAUGUUGUGGGUUCUCUUGAUGAGACUCUGGAGCUGAGAGGGAUGAGGUAUCACCCCAUCGACAUUGAAACUUCUGUUAUCCGCUCUCACAAGAGCAUAGCUGAAUGUGCGGUGUUCACCUGGACCAACCUCCUCGUAGUGGUGGUGGAGCUGGAGGGAUCAGAGCAAGAGGCCCUGGACCUGGUGGCCCUGGUGACCAACGUUGUCCUGGAGGAGCACUACCUCAUCGUGGGGGUGGUAGUGGUGGUGGACCCUGGUGUCAUCCCUAUUAACUCUAGAGGGGAGAAGCAGCGCAUGCACCUCAGAGAUGGAUUUCUAGCUGACCAGCUGGACCCAAUAUAUGUGGCUUACAACAUGUGAAGGCCCAGCAGCAAAAGGGUUACCACCCCCCACCAAACCUCACCGUGCCCCCCCAUCAUGUGUCUUAUCACAGUACAGAUGGCUAAACAGGAGUAUCUGAGGACCAGCAUCAGUGUGAUCUUUGCUGAAUGGGCUGCUCUCUUCGUUGAGAAAUAUAAAACAAAUAUGGAUGCAAAAUGCAGAAAAAUGGAGAUAAAUUCAAGCAGGUGAAUGACUGACACAAACCUCACUUCCAUUUUUCUCCUGAUUUUUGCCUCAGCAAAUAAAAGUUUUAGAGGGCAUUCUUGUUUUACUGUUGUGAGUUUUGGAUUUACGACUAAAAUGUUGACUCCUUCAAGAGCAGCACAGCAGGAUGGAUCUGGUGUGGUCCUACAGUGUGCCAUUAACAGCAUUUAUGUGUCAGCCUCUAAAAGAUUGAAUGUUAAGUGUGCACUUGUGCCAUAGAACAGAACUGAUGUCAGUACCCAAACCAGGAUUGAAACAAAUAUGAUCACAGAGCUUCCUGUGUUGUUACAGGUCACAUGCUUUUCAUAGAAACACAUCUAUCAUAUAGGCAGGUCCUCACAUUACAGCUAGGUGCUUUAAAUUCAGCUCUGAUCAUGUUGUUGCAGCAACACAAAUGCACACAGCAGCAGUGUACGAGGAGGCACUCUUCUAUUUUUGCUCAUUCCUCCAAUAGUGAUUUAGUUUGUUGUGUCAGUAGCUUCCAAAUAAUGAUGUGAUGACUUAAUUUCAUAUUUUCCUAUCUAAGAUAUGUAACAUGGUUAUUGUUUUAAGUCAACAUGCAAUAUGUGUGAUGUGGAUGCUGUUGCUUUGAAUGACUGCACGGAAGUGCCAAUCAGUUGAGAGUAAUGGUGAGGAGUAAAAUUGAUGCUUACUGUUAGCAGCGAGCUAAAGGAUGCUAAUGAAGCCUUAAGUGUUUUUAAGACGCCCGUUUCUGUCCCAGCUGAAGUUUAUCAGCUCUGGGAUGGAGUGAGAAUAUGCAGAUGGAGGUUAGGUGUGAUGAAUCCUGCUCUUAUUGCACCCAAAGUCUUUCAUUUUUUAUGUUAAGACAGCGUCAGCCAUUACAAACACUCUCUCAGCCCUUGAAUAUUUUUGUCUGAAUGUGUUUUGUAGCAGAAGGCUGAAAGAAUCUGUGGUAUGAGUUUUGUUGCAGAAUGUUGUGGCCUCAUGUCCAGUGCCAUUAGGUUGAAUGAGAGCUGAAUAAUGAUGUGCUGCACACUUACCAUAUGAUCUAUACACCAUAACAUCCCACUUUGUUUUAUUGACUUUGUAAAGAUAUUUCUCUCUGUUCAUUGCUUCUGUUGUUUUUCUGUAUGCACAUCCUUUGAAAGACGGGCUGCAGCCUGCUGUAAGUAUGUACAGAUUUUGUGUAAAUUAUUAAUAGUUGUGGAGAUGACAGGAAGUCCAACACAAAGACUAAAUCUGGUAUAUAUGUGAACUUCUCUCUUAUAAACAAAAACUAUUUGCAGUGGAUUCUCAUGUGGGAAGACAUGUAAAUAGCCUUGUAAACAUUUUUAUAAUGGGAAUGAACAGGGUGAACUGGCCAUUUCCAGGAUGAGACGAAGCACACUCCAGCACACCGAGAAGACGGCUAUGCUCUGGUGACUGUUGAGAUUUCACAUCCUCCUCAACAAACUCUUGUUAACUUGCAGAAAGAAAUGUUGUCUGAUUUAUGGUUAGUUGUCGUUAUUUUCAUAACAUGAUUUCAUAAUAAACUCAAAAUAAGUGCUUUUAA